GUUCCUCUUUUCCCUCCACCCUGCCCUCCUCCUCGGUCCUCCUCCUUACCCCCAUCUUAUUCCUUUCCCGAUCCUGCCCUCCUUUUACCCUCUCUGUUUUCCUGCUUUUCCAUCUAUCCGCUUUUCCUGCCUCUUGUUCUUUUCCCUCCAUCCCUCUCUUUCCUCCAUCCUCUUCCUUUAAUCUGUCAUCGUCCACCACCACCACUACCACCUCCCCUUCCUCCGCCCCUCACUCACUAUCAUCCUCCCUUCCUCAUCCUCAUCCUCGUUCCCUCCUCCUCCUCUUCUGCUUUUCUCCGCCCCAGCCCCCGCCCCCAAGCCUCCGCCCCUUAGCCCCCGCCCCCAGCUGCCAGUCCCCAGCAGCUCAGUCCUGCAGUGAGAGUCUUGGGAGUCCAUAGCUAAGCACCAGGAGCUGAGCCCUGUCCGCUGUGCCUGCCUGCAAGUCUCCGACAUGGCUCAGGAGAAAAUGGAGCUGGACUUUGAGCCCGAUACAUCUGAUGGGGGCACCCUGAGGAGAUCCAGCAGCGCUCCCCUGAUCCAUGGGCUCAGUGACCUUUCCCAGGUUUUUCAACCUUAUACCUUUAGAACUCGGAGGAAUAGUACAACGAUCAUGAGCCGACAUAGCCUGUUGCUGUCGCCCUCGCCUAGCCGUGUUCCUAGCAGCAGGCUGCAUCAGAUCAAAAGGGAGGAAGGCAUGGAUAUGAUGAACAGGGAAACUGCACACGAACGGGAAGUGCAGACAGCAAUGCAGAUAAGCCAGUCAUGGGAUGAGAGCUUGAGCCUGAGUGACAGCGAUUUUGAGAAGCCGGAGAAACUAUAUUCUCCUAAAAGAAUUGACUUCACCCCGGUGUCUCCAGCACCAUCGCCCACUAGAGGAUUUGGAAAGCAAUGUUUUUCACCAUCCUUACAAAUGUUUGUGAGCAGCAGCGGGCUGCCCCCGAGCCCCGUUCCUAGUCCAAGACGCUUCACCAGCAGGAGGAGUCAGAGUCCAGUCAAGUGCAUCAGGCCCAGUGUUCUUGGUCCUCUGAAAAGAAAAGGUGAAAUGGAGACAGAAAGCCAGCCCAAGAGGCUCUUCCAAGGCACUACCAGCAUGCUGUCUCCAGAGGCUGCACAACUGUCUGAUCUCAGUUCAUGGUGGUGUUAUCAAGGAGAAGAAAUCCCUGCCUUGACCAGAUGUGUGGAGCAUCUACAAAUGAAUGAAUAAUGUUAUUUACACCCAAAGCACUGUGUAGAAAAGCAUGCAUGGGGCGUGACAGCUUGCCUCGGGUGGUAUUACGAGGCCUGAGGUGCCUUGGGGUACAGUGUUGUGCUGUAAAGAUGGAUGUCUUAAGGUAGGGUAGAAAAGGGGGCUUUAAUGUGUCUGAUUGCCACAUACUGUUUUGAUUGCUGCUUUUUUUUUCCUGAUUAUUUUUCUGUCCUUGGAUUUGUUGGUUUUGUCGCGUGGUGAGUGUGUGCUGCCGCUGACUCUGUUUGGGUUAAUCAUGUUGCCACCAGAGUCCAAAUCCAGUUCUUGUCGAUGCUGCCUCCUAGUAAGGGCAAUUUAAUAUCUGUGAGGAAGCUUUUAGGAGCUUAAAAAAAGUCGAUGUUACUGUGCAUUCUGCUUUUAAUGGAGCUGUUUGAGCUGUGAACAGUGUACAUGAUAGUAAGUCCGAGGUACCGUAAGUUAUUUAAUUUUUAAAAGGAAAAUCCUGCUAGAGCUAUUUAAAAAAAAACAAACCGAGUGUAAUCUAUCGUUGUAUUAUUUAUUAUUUAAAACUGUGUAAAAAUGUCUGUUGUGCUUGGUUGCUUUUUAAUGUUCAGACAUCGUGGUUGGAUUGUCUGUGUUUAAUAUGCAAAUUUGCCUGCUAGGAUCACAAUAUUCUACUUUUGAAAUGAAUGUAAGAAAUGGAAACUACUGCCCCUGUGUCCUUUGAAGGCAAAGAUUCUUGAAUUUUGAAGGAAGAUGAUGCACUUUGAGGGGUCUCACAGAAUAGUCCUACCAUAUGGCUUGAGGGGAAAGCGAUCCGCUUUGACUUACAAGAAGAGCAUCACUUAGCUUUGCAGUGAGUAGUUCUGCUCCGGCAUCCGAGGUGGCGUUGAUUCUAAACUGUACUAACCGCCCCAGUGGCCAUUAACGGCUUGAUUUCUCGUAUUGCUUUCACCCGUGCAAGGUCCCUCAGCUUUCAAGCCCAACAUCAGUGUACAUACUAUGAAGCGUGUUCCCUAGCGUGCCAUUUUUAAAGAAUUACUUCGAUGGUAUCCAGUGUGUCUGUCCUGUUUCUGAAAGAACCGCAUUCAAAUGUUUCUGCCCAUAUAAUGCCGAGAGAUGGUUUUCUCUUUUACAGGCUAAUCAUCCACUUUCGCACUACUGUCUUCUUUGCCUUAAAGGGAUACUUUUGGCCAUGAUUUUUUUUGGCUCUAAUUUAGGUCUCGUAAGAAACAACCUUCGGAAUGUGAUGGUAUUUCAAUUUCUUCUUGAGAUCCAGUGGUGGGUGAGAAUUGGGAGAGGGAAUUGUAGUCAUUAACAGUAGUGUGAGAACUAGGAGACGAGAUGAGUCACUUCAUCGUUGAACCCGGGGUUCGUUUUUAUUGUUCAAAUCGACUAGAAAGUUAAGUUUAUGCAGGGAUUGUUUUGGAAAAAAUAAAAGAGAGAUGCUAGCCUUCAGAUGAGCUUUGUUGACAGUACCCCUUUAUUUUUAUAUGAAGUCUAAUAUUUGAAAAGUGGUCAUUAUUAUAAAGUAAAAUUCUCUCUUCCUAUUCUAAUAUAUCAUAUUUCCGGCUUCUAUUUGAAAGCAAGUACAAGAGAUGAUAUCAUAAAAAAAUCCUACAGAUGCUCUUUUUGCUUGACUAACUUAAUAUAAUCAUACUCUGUUUCAUGAUAACUGCUUUUGGAAUAAAUAAUAGGAAGUUUUGUGAAAUGCUGACCUUGUGUAUAUCUUAGAAUGCAAAUUUAAUAAAAUGUGUACACAUGCAUAAAAUUCGA
Molecule: messenger RNA, 2962 nt
Organism: Mustela erminea (ermine)
Lineage: Eukaryota; Metazoa; Chordata; Mammalia; Carnivora; Mustelidae
Gene: PABIR2
Product: family with sequence similarity 122B
Exons: 10
Coding region: 452-1204 (250 amino acids)
Molecular function (GO): protein serine/threonine phosphatase inhibitor activity
Source: RefSeq, a predicted model, not a curated record